Acanthosepion pharaonis is the source of this 459-nucleotide messenger RNA. Lineage: Eukaryota; Metazoa; Mollusca; Cephalopoda; Sepiida; Sepiidae. The record is from the annotation of a GenBank genome assembly.
AUGAUUGCUUCCCUGGUCUCCCUAACCACUCUCAAAUACAUCCCUUCCCGACCCACCAUUCUCCCAUCAAGCCCCGACCCGCUCGAUUCUCGCCUUUUCCCUACAGCUGCCGUGUCGAUCGGAAACCGACUUAGCCAAGCGCACCGUCAGUGGGUCCCGUGCGCUAAGAAGCCACCACAGCUGAAUGACUGCCACUCCUAUCUCAACCCGGUUCCUUCCACUUCUGUCUCUCUGAUCAAGAACAAUGCAAAUGCUAAAUGGUCUUUUUCUUUCCGUUUUUGUUCUUUUCACCUUUCUCAUGCGGGUUUAUCUUCCUUCGUUUUUUUCUUUUUCUUCUUUCCUUUUCUCGAUUUCUUCACAAUCUUUCCCUCUGUAUUGAGCCUCUUUCUUUUCAUUAAUCUUUCUUUUGACAAAUUCUUUUUUCUUUCUCUCUUUUUUCAUCUUUUUCUAUUUCACUAA